UAAGAAUUAAGAAAAAUGGCAGAGUUUCCUCAACAGGUUUUUUAAACUAACACUAACCAUCACGUAACUUAGGUAUAUGAGUAAAUGGGAUGAGUAGUUUCAUGUGCAAAAUGAAGAGAGAGCAACAGGCUUUAAUUAUGAGAGAUGAACAAGUUUUAAUUCCUGUGUGUCCUAGAUAUAUUAUGGACAAAAUAUUUCAAAUAGUUCAAGAAUUUAUGAUGAGGAGGAACAGGGUGUAGAUCAUGACUUCUGCCUACAUUAGAACUUCAGCAUCCCAUGAGAAAAUGAAUUCAUUGAAUUAUGUCUAUGACAAGGAUUCACCAGCGAGAUGGAAAACAGGAAAAAUGCUUUCUGUCCGAGUCCAGUUCUUGGAUGAUUCUUUGGCAGAUUUUCAAGUUCAGUUCAAAGCUUUAGGAAAGGUUUUGUUUGAACAAGUUUGCAAAGUGUUGAACUUGCUAGAAGUUGAUUACUUUGGGCUGGAAUAUCCUGAUGCUUAUGGAGUUAUGUAUUGGUUAGAUCUUGAGAAACCCAUAUGUCAACAAAACAGCUUGUCUUUGGUAAAUCCCAUUAUGUAUUUCUGUGUGAAGUUUUAUACACCUGAUCCUGCUCAACUAGAAGAAGAAUAUACCAGGUAUUUGUUUAGUCUACAAAUAAAACGGGACUUAACUCAAGGAACUCUUGUUUGUAAUGACAAUACUGCUGCCUUAAUAGCUUCUUACAUAGUUCAGGCUGAAUGUGGUGACUUUGAUCCUGAAGAUUAUCCGGAUCACACAUACCUAUCAUCAUUCAGGUUUGUACUUCAUCAAGAUUUUGCAUUUGAAAAGAAGAUCAUGGAAAAUCAUAAAAAGCAUGUAGGACAGACACCUUCUGAAGCUGAUCUUAAUCUGUUAGAAACUAGUCGAAAAUGUGAGCUUUAUGGAAUUAAAAUGACUCCAGCGAAGGACCAGGAAGGAGUUCCUAUAAAUGUGGCAGUUGCACACAUGGGAAUUUUAGUCUUCCAGAAUAUCACAAGGAUAAACACUUUUUCUUGGGCCAAAAUUCGGAAGUUAAGUUUCAAGCGUAAAAAAUUCCUAAUUAAACUGCACCCUGAAAGAUAUGGGCAUUACAAGGAUACAGUUGAAUUUUACUUUGAAAGAAGAAAUUUAUGCAAGAAUUUCUGGAAAAAAUGUCUUGAAAAUCAUGGUUUCUUUCGGUGCACUGAAGUCCACAAAAUUCCUCGCCACAAGACCAGAAUUUUCAGUAAUGGUUCUUCUUUCAGGUAUAGUGGACGCACUCAGAAACAAAUGUCAGAAUAUGUGAGAAAGAAUUUUGUAAAGAGACAUCCUUUUCAGAGGUCCACAAGUUUGAGGUUAAAAAGAUCAUGUUAUCGAGAUAUAGGUUCAAUUGGAACUUCUGUAUCUGCUCAUCCACUUUUACCUGUCAGUGACAGGAUGAUGAAUGAUUUCUCAAGUGGAAAUGUGGCACCAUCCAAACAAACACGUAUCUCACAGUUAACUUCCUUUUAUGUCAACAAUCAAGGUUUUGAAUCAGUGGUAGCUAAUGGAGCUGUGCAUGGAGAGGUGGAUGUGUCAACAAAUCAGACAAGUUUGCUGUCUUCUGCCUUUUCACACGACUUAGAAAAACGUAGUCAAUCAUAUAAUCAUCUGGCUUCAUCUCCCAGGCCUUUUCAGUGGGAAGUAUCAACUAGUAGAUCAUUGCAUUUGUCCCAGAACUCAUCAGUUAAUAGGUUAUGUAAUUGUAAAGAAAAUAGUACAAAUAUGUGUCUUUUUGAAGAUAAGCCGAAAAAUUCCAAAAAUAUGCUUGAGCUAGAAAUUGGAAAGCAUAAUCAGAUAUGUUGGAACUGUGGUAUAAGAAACAAUCAACAACAGUUUCAGAGGAAAGGGAGGGUUGGAAAGGGUUCAGAUUUAGAAUCAAGUUGUUGUUCAGUGUAUCUAAAAGACCAAAAGCUAUCUCCACUUUUAUCAGAUAUGGUAGAAACAAGACAUUGUCUCCAAACAGAUAUGGAAAAGCAUGUGACACAUUCUGCUAAAAGAAAUGUUUUCUUUAAAGGUCAACAGUCUGUUCAGUCAAACUUAGCAGAUACUAGUAAAUAUUCAAUUACUUGUUUAAGUUCUGGUGUGCCUAAAGUUCCUGUUAACAAAGACAGUUUAAAGAGUGAAGAAAGGCGUACUUCUAGAGAGCUAGUUCAAAAUGAUGACAGUAAUAAACAUUUUACAGAAGAGACUGUGGAUUUGUUUGCAUCCCCUGGAAGAGAGGCAGUCUCUCAUGGUGUUCUUGAAACUCCUCUUCCUUCUCAUGAUUUAUCACAGGUAUUGCCUGUUAAGCGUGUAGAUUAUCUUGAGACCUCCAAGUUUUCCAGUCGAAGUAUAGCAAAGAAAAGAGUGUUACCAUUGUUACCUCCAGAAGUAUUGAAUGAAAUGACCAUUAAAUCAGGUGUAAAAAGCUUUGGCAGUCAAUUAAAGCAACAAGAAUAUUCAGAUACAUUUGUUGGCCAAUUGGUGCAGGAUAAUGAUUUGAAAUUGUCAGAAAAUAAAUCAGAUUUUCCAGUGGAAUCAAAACCAGAAGAUGUUCAAAAAGGUUAUGAAUUUGUUGAAAACAUCACUUCUCAUACUUCCUAUGAAGCAGGUAAAAAAGAAUCUAUAACAAUGCCAGAAAGCUUUGAAACAAAUUUCAAAAGUUUUACAACAAACUCUUUUGAAUUACCUGAAUUCUAUGUAGAAGAAAAAAAAUUGGAUCUUGGAACUCCACACAGUAUAGGAGAUCAAGUCCAGGAUGACUUUUUUAUCAACGAGCAUCCCCCAAGAAAUACAGCAUAUGAAGUUAUACUAAGUGACUCUUCUUCGUCCUCAUCUGGAGAAGGGCAUCCUGGAAGUCUCAGUUCAGAAGAACUGCACAGACUUAGUGAUGCCCAGCUUCCAGGAUCACUUGUUUUGUCAGACGAAGAUUACUGUCUUGAGGAUCUUGAAGAACAGUAUGUUGAGUCUUUUUCAUGGGAAUGUCAUUAUUAUACCAAUGACAUUCUAAAGCAAGGAUCUACACAAAAUUAUGUUAAUAAACAGUUUUUUGAUAAUUACAGCAGUGAUGAAGGAAGUAGCUCCCUCAAUGGGGACACAAUCUGUGAUGAAAAUAGUCUUCAUGACAGUAUGGAGGCUUUAGAAAAAAUCUCAAAUAAAACAGAAACAUUUUCUGAUGAUGAUAAUUCUGCCCCAGUUACUGAUGAUAAUUUAUUUACUAGUAAUUCGUGAUAUUACACUGGUUUUAGUCUUUAUAUGAAAACAACAAUUUUUAAAAACAAAUACAGCUUGGUGAAAGAUGUUUAUAUUAGUGUGCCAUUCUUUUUACUUGUAUUUAUUUAUGUAUCUAUUUAUUG
Limulus polyphemus (Atlantic horseshoe crab) is the source of this 3370-nucleotide messenger RNA. RefSeq lists its product as uncharacterized. The transcript is spliced from 11 exons. Gene Ontology annotation, molecular function: guanyl-nucleotide exchange factor activity; cytoskeletal protein binding. Lineage: Eukaryota; Metazoa; Arthropoda; Merostomata; Xiphosura; Limulidae. The record is from RefSeq and is a predicted model, not a curated record. The coding region runs from base 243 to 3245 and encodes 1000 amino acids. Gene Ontology annotation, cellular component: cytoskeleton.